UGUCAUUACUUGACAUGUGCGCGCGGUAUCGGUUGUAGUACAACAACAAUAUACCACUAUUCUCGCUCCCAGCGACUUGCUGGUUGAUGCUGAGGUAUUCUCGCUCCCAGCGACUUGCUGGUUGAUGCUGAGGUAUUCUCGCUCCCAGCGACUUGCUGGUUGAUGCUGAGGUAACGCACUGUGUCCUCCUGCUGCAGUAACACAGAAACGGCGAUUGGGUGCCUGAAGGCACUGGAUAUGUCGGCCGCUGACGCAGAGCGGCUGUUUGAGUGGGCACCGGACGGGAGUGAUGCCCCAUGUACACCGCCAAUAAUCGCCGCCCCCCACCAGGCUCAGCAAGAGCAGCGGCAGCGGCAAGAGGAGGAGGAGAAGCGGCGGCAGCAGCAGCAGCGGCAGCAAGCACAACAGCAAGCCCAGCAGCGGGAGAAAGAGGCGCAGCAGCUGUGGCGCGAGUCUCAGGUGCGGGGCCGGGCUGAAGCCAAGAAACGUCAGCUGCAAGUACAGGAGCGACGGCAGCAAGCACUGGAGGCAAAGCGCCAAUGGCACGAGAGGGAAGAGGGGCGGCAGGAGGAGCGGCGGCAGAAGCAGCAGCAGCAGGAGCAGCAGCAGCGGCGGCAGUUUGAAGAAGAGGAGGAGCACGUCGGUGCAUCGCACCACGCACCAGGAACACACCAGCCCCAGCACCAGCACCCGCAAAGUCGUGGGGGGAGGAGACGGCGGAGGUGGGCAGGCGGGCCUAUGGUUUCGCCCACCCAUUCUUAUCAUGGGCAGAUAAUCAAUAUCCACAAUGUGUACACUGGGCGGCAGCCAAGGAAUCGGGGACGGGGACGUGGUCGUGGACGUGGACGUGCCAGUGAAGUGGAGAGGUCGGCGUAGUUGUGCGGCGGGGAAGGCGAAAUGCACGACCUUGUUGGAAAUAAAAGAUUGUAGCAUGAA
This is a messenger RNA of Sycon ciliatum, 936 nucleotides long. Its product is annotated as GATA zinc finger domain-containing protein 10-like. Lineage: Eukaryota; Metazoa; Porifera; Calcarea; Leucosolenida; Sycettidae. Bases 238 to 876 code for a protein of 212 amino acids. The record is from RefSeq and is a predicted model, not a curated record. The transcript is spliced from 4 exons.